AUGAAGUUGUUAAUUUUAAUGAUCGCCAUCUCCUGGUCUAGCGCUGCCAAGCUGGAUAAAACCUAUUUGCCACCAAGGACAGCUCAAAGCGCCGGUGGAUCAGGAAACUUCCUGAGAACUCCUCACUCUGGUCACUCUGUGCCCGAAUACCAAGAAAACAACGGUUUCUCCCAAGCGGAUAACGGUUUUCCUGACACUGAUAACGGUUUUGCCCAUGGGGGAAAUGGUUACAAUAACGGAAACAGUUUCGAGGGUCGUCCUGAACGUGCCCAAGCUGCUUAUGAAAGGAACGCAGCUAUAGUGCGCCAGAACAAUGAGAACGAUGGGGAGACUUAUCAUUAUGCUUAUGAAACUGAAAACGGUAUUUCUGCUGAAGAAAGGGGCGUGGCCACCAAUGGCGUUGAGGCUCAAGGUGGUUAUUCUUACACAGGCGAUGAUGGGCAGGUUUACAGUAUCAGAUACACCGCUGACCAGAACGGAUUCGUGCCUGAAGGUGAUCACCUGCCCACUCCACCUCCUGUACCCAUAGAAAUUCUGAACGCCCUGGAGCAGAACGCACGUGAUGAAGCUGCAGGAAUCUAUGACGAUGGAUCUUAUAAUGAAGCUAAAUAUGGUGGUGGUGCUGACGAAUAUAACAACGGCAACUCAAACAACUACAAUAACAAUGUUUAUAAUAACAUUCCUUUCAAAAACAACGAAUAUCAAGGCGAUGAGGAUUCUGUAGUGACAAACUCUGCAUUAUUCCGUAAUUCACCAAGGCCGGCCUAUAGAGAUCAAGAUUUUAACGGCGCUCCUAACCAGGGAGGUUUUGAUAACGGAAUUUCGAACCAGGGUGGUUUUGAUAACGGAGUAUCUAACCAUGGGGGUUUUAAUAACGGAGUAUCCAGCCAAGGAGGUUUCAAUAAUGGAGUAUCCAACCAAGGAGCGAACAAAGCUUAUUUACCUCCUUCUGCGAACCGAAGAGGGCCAUCACCUUUCAGAAGACGGCAGCAACCGUUCAAUGCUAAGAAUGGAUACGAAUACUAA
Diatraea saccharalis (sugarcane borer) is the source of this 1026-nucleotide messenger RNA. The record is from the annotation of a GenBank genome assembly. NCBI's taxonomy places the organism in Eukaryota, Metazoa, Arthropoda, Insecta, Lepidoptera, Crambidae.